CUGGGAGAGAACCUGACUCUGAAAUUUAUCCCUAUUUCGUGGAAUGUGCGUUUAUGCAAAAAACCCAAAGUGGCAUAGAUUCAUUAAAACUGGACGGUUUUAGCUCCAUGUUUAUUUAAAAAAUGGUUUGCGAGCCUUUACUAACGUCAGAAAGGGUUGUCUGGAUAAUGCAAUGUAAAAAACAUUCUCUUAAAACUGGACUAAUUCAGCGUAGUAACUCUUUUUUUGUCAAACCAUGAUGGUUGAGAUUUUCGGCGUUGAUCGUGAAGGAAAAGAAACGCAUCCGGGAAAACUCAAAUCUAAUAGUAAAAGAACAAUGCGACAUUCUUUUCUCACACUCACCUCCGUCACAGACCUUAAUUUUUGUGACGAAAGCAGCCUGUGGAAGGUCCAAGUGAACGUACGCCGCUCCCAUCCGAAUUACUCUACAAUCGUUGAAAAACGCACCUCUUCUCUCAACCGUACUAUCACUGCUUGUUUGCGCUCUCAUGGAACACCCUUUAUUUCACUGAUACUCUCUAUCCUGUUCUCUUACAACCAUGCAUUCGGUGUGCGAAUGGCUGCUGUGCGUCGUCCCCUUCCGAUGGUGACACAUCGAGCCGUGCAACCAUGUCCUCCACCAUUGGGUUCGAGACAGAACGUCUGUGCAUGGAACGAGGUUUGCUUCCAUUUGCAUAUCAAGUCGAGUGCAUCUUUGUUUAUCCCCAUCCUCAAAACCGACAGAGAUACAUUCAAAUCCAAGGAUAGAUAAAAGGGCGCGCUUUCUGUUGUUUGUUCGCGUGACAAUGCAUUUGAACGAUGAUCGAGCCCCAUGAGCGUCGUUCGAGCCAGAUGCCACAGCUCAGCUAAAAAGAGGAAAAGGAGAUAUUCUAUGGUCCCUUACACAGCCAUGAAUAAUGGUUACCCCGCAAACUUUUCAAAAUGUACUCUUGUUACCGUCCAUACGAUAUGUUUUUUCAUGGCGCCCUUUCGAAUGUGGAAAGAUGAAAAAGAAGGGAAAAAAAGAAUACAUUCAUCUUUGAAUUUAUGGAACGUGAUUGUUUAUUUGAUGAAAUAAUCUAUUUAUCUUUUUUAACCGGAGCAGAUUCAAACCCAAAAGGCG
Mycotypha africana is the source of this 1102-nucleotide messenger RNA. RefSeq lists its product as uncharacterized. The transcript has 2 exons. NCBI's taxonomy places the organism in Eukaryota, Fungi, Mucoromycota, Mucoromycetes, Mucorales, Mycotyphaceae. Bases 236 to 751 code for a protein of 171 amino acids. The record is from RefSeq and is a predicted model, not a curated record.